AUGCAUGAAUUUUCCGGGCGUACUCACCGCGUGACGCCGUCGAAAGAGCGUCACGAACUCUCGUUGCUCCACAUAAAUCUCCCAAAAGCCGCAAGUGCUAGUGCUAAAGCUAGACUACUACCAUUACUACCAGCAGAAAAGAACGCCCCGCGAAUACUCACAUGGGGAUUCGAUCCGGGAUCUCCAGCACAUCCGUAUACCAUUCAGACAGGAGAGCUUUUAAGAGAUACGACAGUCGAUAUUUUGAAAAGUCCAAAUAUUAAGACUGCAGUGGCAAUUCUCAAUUGUCUAUUUGCACGACAAUUGUGUUUCGAAGACCCGUCUUGCAGUGCCAUUCUAGAAAUUAUCCCUCGAGUCUGCGGCCCCGAACUCGUGGCGUGCUCAACAGUGACUGUGACUAAGUGCCAGGCAGCACUGAAAACUUUGCAAGCAUUUUCCUUUUUUCGGCCGACGUGUCUCUGCAAGGAGCCCCAUGUCGACCCUGAAUGCAACAGUUUUCAAAAUUUUCUUUUCGAUCAUCCAUGUAUAUAUGUUCUCAAAAAAGAUAAGGAUCCAUAUCCAAUAGACGCACUAUUAACUUGCAAUCAUGCUUUAAGUGUUUGUCAACGUGCUAAACCAUGUUUCAAACUUUAUGAGGAUUUUAAAGCCAGUUGUAAGAUACGAGAAAAUAAAUGCAAAAUGGAGAGUCGAGAAGCUUGUCACGAUGCCUGGACACAAUUGCGGUUGUCGCCGAUGUUCGGGUGCAUUUGUCCGGGAAAUCAAAUAAAAAAACGCUGCGAUAAAAUAUUUUCCGCAGUUAAUCAUAAUCCAUGUGUUGUGAAAAUCAUCUCCCAUCCCGACAACACGACGAGCUUUGAAAUCAUCGAGUCGCAACUGGAAAACCCACUGAUUGACGCCGAUCAUCAGGAUCUUCAUGCCUUAAAGCAGCUGGCUCUGCCGGGAUUCAGGCAUCGACCUCAUCAUAGAAGAAAUCAUUCAACUGAUGAUGAUGAUUCGGCGAUUGAUAUCGAGAAGAUUCAUCAGCCUGUCAAACUGAUACUGUCGAGUACGUGUCAUCAAGCUUAUUCAAUGUGUCGAAAUGAUUCAGAAUGCAGAGGAUUAUUUCAGCCAAUACUGAAUCACUGCGAUGCUUCAAGCUGUGCUCGUAAUGAGUGUAUGAAUGCAUUGCAGAACUUCUACAAAAAAGCUAAUGAUAGUCACUCGAUGGAGAUCGCUUUUUGUCUCUGCAAAAAAACUCAAGACAAAGAUGACGAGUGUAUCGUGGCCCAAGAAAAGAUGCAUCCAGUCUGUGCGCAAGGUCACGAUCUCUCCGAGCUUCCAACCUGUCACAGCUUAGCAUUAGCGUGCCGUGAGGAUAACCUAUGCAGAAAUAAAUUGGAACACUAUGAGCAGAGUUGUGCAGUGGAUAGCGUGACGAAAAAAUGCGCGGGUCCGCCUGCUGACUGCAGAAGAGCAAUGCUGGGUAUUCUUGGCACGGAACUGAGAUCCAAUUGUGCUUGUAAGGGCACUGACCUUACGCAGUUGUAUGAUUGUUUGGGAUGGCAGAGAUUACUUUGGGUUAAUCCUUGUGUUGUCGAAUCACAAAAAGAUUUCCAUGCCCGUAAAAAACAUCGCCAUCAUUCCAAUACGCGCCCAACUACAACGUUAAUGUCGACCGAUACCUGGGGUACAUCAGCAACAUUUUUAGCAAUCACACCAUUAAUUACCGACAGUGUUGAUGAGGAUAAUGUUAUACCAGAGGUCACUAAAAAAUCAACGACUCAGCCAACGAUGAAUGACGUCGAUAUAUUUAGUGUUAGCAGCAGUAUUAUUUUAAGCACACCCAGUACAACAAGUACUACUAUUGUAAUUACAACUCCUUCAACAACAACUACAAGCACACCACCACCACGUUUUUGUGUGUUUCAAAGACCGAGGCAAAAUCAUCAGUACAUACGCGAGGGCAAAGGAAAAAGACUCUAUCGUGACAACGAGCCAGAAUGCUCGGAUCUGUGCCAGUGUGGAGAGGGUGUAACGCUUGUCUGCAACACGAUUUGUGUCCAACCAUCACCCUGUAAGACACCCUUUGCUUUUUACAAUCAUGCAGCCCCAGCUUACCAAGCUUUCCGAGGUCGAUGUCUGUGUUACAGCGGUCGUUUUAUAUGUAUGCGACCUUCUCCCGAAACUUACAAUAUUCCUCAUGGAGUCUUCAUGUUUCUUGGAUACAGUGAAACAGACGAGGAUUUCAUGAAAACUUACAACAAUUUAACUGUGCUGGACGCGGUUAACUCACUUGACAGCUUUAUGCGUGAGGAAGCUAACAAUAAGACUAUGUGUACCCUCUUUUUAUACAACGUCACACAAGAGAAUGUAAUAGCAGUGGCGCGACUCGGUGGAAAUAAUCCACCGCCUAAUAGCAGUCAAGCCCAGAGCUUACAGCACCUGCUGCGCAUCAAGGAGGAAUGCGGUGCAAUGCUCCAAGACUUAAGUGAUAAAAUAAACAACAAACACCAAGAGGUUCACACUCAUCCCCUUCUAUCCAUCUUCAAAAUGGCCGAAGUUGAGGUGAAAUUGCCUGAAGGCAACGGAGCAACAACAAUUGUAAUAAAAAUGUCUCCAUUUAAAUUAAUAUUUAUUUUACUUACGACAACACUCAUACAGUGUAUCUUAUUAACAACUUUUAAUCACAAUCACCUCAAUAAUGGCUUCACUUCGUGACAGAGAACGUAGUAGACUCCAUUAUAAAUGUUCUAUUGAACAAACGCAACAGGAGGUCCAUAUGAUCUCAAGUUAUUCUACGAAUCUGUACAACAAAGUAAAGCUUGAGGAGCAAUUUAUAGUAAAAAUGUAUAAAGUUCAUUUUUAUUUGUUAAGUAUGUUUGGUAAUUAUCGUACGAAUGGGGGGUGAAAUAAAUCAUCGUUAUG
Messenger RNA from Microplitis demolitor, 2904 nucleotides. RefSeq lists its product as uncharacterized. The record is from RefSeq and is a predicted model, not a curated record. NCBI's taxonomy places the organism in Eukaryota, Metazoa, Arthropoda, Insecta, Hymenoptera, Braconidae. The transcript has 17 exons. Gene Ontology annotation, cellular component: external side of plasma membrane; signaling receptor complex. Gene Ontology annotation, biological process: nervous system development. The coding region runs from base 1 to 2697 and encodes 898 amino acids. Gene Ontology annotation, molecular function: signaling receptor activity.